AUGUCAAAUAAAGGGCGGUCAUUACAAUCAUUAAAAAAAGAUGAACAUGUCUAUGAAGAACAUUCGUGCAUUUAAUCAUGUCAAGUAUAUACUAACUUGACAACCAAUUAUAUAUACAAGUAGUUAAUAAUGAGGAGAAUAAAAGAGUAGAGAAAUUUGAAUAUGGAUUUAAAGAAAAAUGAAAAAGAUGAAAAUAGAUUUCCUUGCAUUCUGUUGCUGAGUGACUGUUUUGGUAGGGAAGGAGUAGAUGUUUCAGGAUGGAUAAGCAUGCUCAAGAUAUUUCUCCAUAUAACUGGAGUAUUUAACUGGGUUCAACAGUGGAUUUUCAGGAGGAGUAGUAAAAACCCAGAGUUAUUAGAAACACAGAGAAGACUAAAAAACCUUGAAGAACAGGUCAGGCAGUUAAUGCUGGAACAAAAAAAACUAGCUACAAAUUCUGGUAGAAAUAAUUGUUCAGUAUGUACCUGUCCAAUGCAUGGAAAUGUGGGAGUGGUCAGUAGUGGAGGGUGUGUCCCACAAGCACCACCUCCCCCACUGCCUCCCCCACCGCCACCACCACCCCUUCCACCAGUGAUGUCGUUAUCAAAGAGAGUAUUGGCUGAAAAGAACAACAAUACAGUAAAAUCAACAGAUAAGUCAAAGAAGAGUCCUUUGAAGUCCUUAGUGUUAACACCAGCCGACCUUCAGCAGAUAAAACUCACCACUCCUAAAGAAAGACAUCCUUCAGAAAAUGGAAAGAGAAAUGCCAAUGGUUGUAUGCAGCCACUGAUUACAGAAGAUGAUCUGAGGAAUAAAUGUCUAAACAAAGUUAUACUGACUACGCCAAACAAAGAAAAUGUCAAACACAGGUUAGCACAAGAAGUAUUGAGUUUUAGGUUAAAGAAAACUGAAAUGAAGAGAAGUCCAGGAGGAACCCCACUGGUAAACAGAAAGAGAAAGUUGAGAAGAGGGAGUGGUUUAGCGCCAGUCAUGGCAACAGCACUAAGAAAAAAAUUCAUAACAGUACACAGCAGUCCAAACACAUCUGACAGUUCUGUAAAUAGUCCUUUGUCAACAGAUACAAGUCCUUUUGUUUGAAUUAGCUAUUCUCCAUAUCUAGUCUUUAUAUUUUCUUAAUUUGACAGCUACAUGUACAUUGGAUUUAUCUUAUAUCUGAAUACCCCGGAACUUUAAAGAGUUAUCUACCUUUGAUACAAUUUAAUAGAGGUGCAUAUGGGAGAUGAUUUUUGAUUAGAAUAAAUCAUAUAAUAAAUAGUCUCCCUCUAAGACAAAAGGGAAGUAAUAAAUUUAACUUUGUUGAAUGGGGAAUUACUAUAUCUCAUUUAAAGGAGAAGAGGAAAUAAUUCCUAGAAUUUCUAAAGUUUGCAUAAAGAGAUAUAACCAAUUGGAAGAGUCCAGCAAAUAUGCAUACAUAUGACCAGUUUCAGUAGUCAGCCAUACGUUGCUAAGACUGGUGUUGAAGCUUGUGAUAAUUUAGGGUUUAUUGUAUUGCUUGAUAGCAAAGCUGUAGUGACACAUGAGAUCACUUUUGUUGUUGGCCGCUUCAAACUUAUCACGCCCACAACUCCUUGAAAAGACUUUACCCAAUUCAACCAAACUAGCAUAUUUUCUUCUUCAGGACAUGGAGAUGUGCACCUGCUAUUUUGAUUUUUAAUCUGAAUGAUUGUUGGGAUUUCCCAUAACAAAAACAUGUUCGUAACAGUUCCUUCUUAUUGUCCCCUGCCUGUUACCUUUUUUUUGUAUGUGAUAUACAAUGCAUAGAUAUUAAUUAUUAAUGAACAUAUUGAAUAAUUAAAUGUUCAACUGCUGAAGUAAUACUACUGUCUUUAAAUCUUUUAAUCUUGACAUAUAAUGGAUGUUUUCCAUUUCAUAGUCUUCAAUUUGAAUCAAGAAAUUGGUAUCAGUUAUUUAAUUUUCUUGAGUCAACCAAUAUUUGAUCCGUAAUGACUUGUGUAUCUAGAAUAAACAUGUUUUCAAGUGUGAGAGAGUUAGGGCAUCAGUAGCCUUUAUAUUAACUGGCUGUAAUCUUCAGUUUGUCUUUGAAUAUAAGGGGUUAUUUAUAUGAUAUUACCAAAUCAGUCUCUUUAAUUUAUAAAAUUGAGAACUGCUUAUAUUUCUAAAGUUUGGGUGUUAUUAAUGAGAAAUUGUACAAAAAAAGGACGAUAUUUUAAUAGUUAUUUGAAGAGUUGUAUUACAUGAUUAUUGUUACUCAUUAUAAUAUUAACUAGAUUAGAAAUUUAUCAAAAGAAAUGUAAUUGUACUUGAAAAAAGUAGAUGUGGAAAACAAUUAUAUUAUUUUUAAUUUUCUUUCCUGCAGAUUCCUUUAAUUUUAGGGGCUACCAAUUGUCAUAAAUAUAUUUUUGUAGAUACUAGAUUUCUUUGUUUUGAAAUUCUUCACUCAAUUCUAUUUACAAAUUUGUAUUUUUUGUUGUCACAUAUACUUAAAACUUUAAGCCAAUGUUCAUUAUGAAGAGAACUGUUUAAGAUACAUAUAACAAAUUAGAUUUCAUGGUUCACUGAUUUUAAAGUAUUGGUUUACGGUCAAGUUACAGUAAAUUGGUUGGGUCUGAUUCAACUAUAGUCUUUAUAAUACCACAUGAAUACUAAAUCCACAGUAUUAUGUAAUUUUUUUCCCCAGAUAAAAGCUUAUUAUUUAUACAUUUAUAAUUAUUUAUAUUAUAUAUGAUAUUUCAUGAAAACUAUUGAUGCUAUGAUUUGUAUAUUGCUUAUGUCUUUCAAAUAUAAAGUCUUUCAGAAUUCGU
Messenger RNA from Mytilus californianus (California mussel), 2762 nucleotides. RefSeq names its product proline-rich protein 11-like. The coding region runs from base 163 to 1077 and encodes 304 amino acids. The transcript is spliced from 10 exons. The record is from RefSeq and is a predicted model, not a curated record. NCBI's taxonomy places the organism in Eukaryota, Metazoa, Mollusca, Bivalvia, Mytilida, Mytilidae.